AGCUGCGGCUUUGGCCUUGCUGACUGCUCGCCUGCUGGCUGGCCGGCCCUCAGGGCCACCAGGCACCGCCCGCCUUCUUCCCGGGCAAGCCAGGUAG
Messenger RNA from Capra hircus (goat), 97 nucleotides. RefSeq names its product vasodilator-stimulated phosphoprotein-like. Lineage: Eukaryota; Metazoa; Chordata; Mammalia; Artiodactyla; Bovidae. The record is from RefSeq and is a predicted model, not a curated record.